Messenger RNA from Halichondria panicea, 1161 nucleotides. RefSeq lists its product as uncharacterized. The record is from RefSeq and is a predicted model, not a curated record. NCBI's taxonomy places the organism in Eukaryota, Metazoa, Porifera, Demospongiae, Suberitida, Halichondriidae. The transcript has 3 exons. The coding region runs from base 100 to 1014 and encodes 304 amino acids.
UGCUGGCGCUGUAAUUACAUCAACUACGGUAUAGGGCUUUCAAUAGGUAAUGUACCUAUAUAGUUUCCAUGACAACAGCAUUUGACUGCAAGCACAAUCAUGGAACCGCUGCUGGAUCAUCUGAAAGCAGUAAUUGCGACGCUCUCAGGCUCUCUCCCAGACCUCAAACACUUUAUAAAGGACUACAAAGGUACUAAAGACACUGCUGAACGGCUGAAGCAUUUGAGGGUGACCUUAAAACUGGACAGAUGGGCUCUUCCAGAGAUCCAGCCAACAUCUGAUGAGUAUUCCAGUGGAGCAUUAAUCAUUGAACUAUUGCAAGGGGCUCUAGAGUUUUCCCUUGCUAAUGGAUUCCUCUACAAGGAGCUAGGGCCAUUUCUCACCCUCUACCUACACACACUCGGCCUUGUGGCAUAUAACCAGCAAUCGGCUGAAGUGUCACUCACUGUAGUACAGACUAAUUUCAAGAGUGCUGCCGUGGAGUAUUCAAGCAGACUGGCUCGUGUCCACCUACUCAGCUCUGUUUCGUACAUAAAGGAUACCAUCUUCAAACAUUACGAACUGUAUCGUUACCUACUCACACAAGAGCAACCAUUAGAUCUAACCACCAUUGUGAAGGUAGACCUUCCCUUUCCUGUGUCACCAUUACCUCUGACGGACGCACAACAACAACAAGAGUUUAUCAAAAAACAAGAAAUUGCCUCACUCGAGUCAAUACAACAGAGACAAGCGAUGGAAUUUAGGGAAGUUUGUGAGUCAGUUUCAAAACAAGAAAAAGACAGGAUGAUAAGUGUCUAUGAGACGGAGCUAGCUAAGGUGACUGGACUAGAUGAGAUCAGUGAGGAGGAUGUGAAGAGUUUGGUGGAGUCACUCGCAACUGUACACUUUCUGUCAGCAAAGGUGGAUUUGUCACAGACUGUACAAAGACAAGCGAUGAUGCUUGAAAUGAAAACUGAGAAAUUGGAGCUACUCACUCCCAAACAUGAACCCACUCUAGCCAAGAAGAAUAGCUAAUUACAUCAUCAAGACAUUAAUUGGCGUGUGACGUCAGGGGUGGGUGGGGCUGCUCAAUCAGCACUGUUUAUUAAUUAAAUUUUGUUUGGACGAUCUUUACUUUACUAGCCUGAUCCAUCUUUUUUUGUGAUCGUGUCUUUCCUCGAC